ACCCCACCGUCCCUCUCUCCCUUCGUCUGUAAAGACUCUCUGAAGAAGUUGUCUUGUGCACGUUUGAUGGCUGAGAAGAGCACCCGAUCCCCCUCAGCCCUUUUAGAUAACUUGUAAACUUGCAGAUAAAAUUGACAAAGGGAACACAGAUUUCAGGUCAGCACUGUUCACACUGAGUGAAUACAUUCUGCUGCUGGUAGACUUUGAGGUGUACCACAGGGUGUCUUUCUGGGGCCUUUCAAUCCCACCAGCAAGUUUCUGUGCCAACUUGAAGCCCUCAUGGUGGGGGGAGGGGCUUUGUCGUGAGCUCGCAGUCGCUAUGGAGACACCCACGACCUGAAGUUGUGCGGUCGCAUCAUCAUGGAGACGGCCUUGAGGGAGUAGAAGUCCGAAUCCUUCCAGGAGAACCAGAUGAUUCCGUCCGGCCCGAGCAGGUUCUGAGCCUUCAGAGAGUAGCGACCUCCCUGAGGACAAGCAGACGUCACGUGAGUGUUCUUGUUGUUCACUUUUCACGUCUCAAAUAUUGCAUUUACCUUGUAGUAGACGCCGUUGAGGUUGGCGUAGAAGCACUGGUGGAACCACCAUCCGCUGUGGCUGAUCUCGGCGCAGACAUUGCCCGUGUCUGGCGUGCUGAAGCCUUGCUGGUCGUGGUACCAAGCGAAGGAGUCCUCCACCGUCCCGCUGAAACCAGACACAUGCAGGCGGUACUGGUUCUCCUCAUCCUCGAUCCUGCAAGAUGGACACACCAUCAUCUCACCCUGCUCCCUGUCAAGAUGUUAUGGGCGUGGCGGUGGGCGUGGCUCCAGUCCUGCAUGUCAAUGCGGAGGCUGUAGUGACCUUGGUUGGACAGCAGGUAGAGCUGUUGGUUGCCCAGCCAGUGUUCCCCACGGGGUUCCCCGAAGCCGUCGCGGUACUCGGACCAGGCGCGGUUGAAGCUCAACAAGCCGUCGUGCCGCCUUUGGAGGACCGUCCAACCUCCACCUGGUGCACACGCAGAACCCUCAGAACUUCAUGUAGGCACAUAGAACCCUCAGUAGGAACCUUUGUAGGGUGUAUCGAUGCUGCAUUAAGUAUAAUUCCACCUUCUGUCUCCAUGUCGCAGUAGACUGGCGCGCUUGCACCCGGUGACAGGACGAUGAUGUAAACACCAGAAUGUCGCACACCAUUGAGAUACAAAGACGCACAAUCUGAUGGACACAUGGACACAUGAUGUCUGUCUGCAGGAGACACAGAGACAUACGCUAAUUAACGACAUACUCGUCUCUAUAGUUUUGCUGGUCACAUGGUACCUGGCACCAAAGUGUCACGCAGGCCCAGCGGCCGGCCGGCGUGGGCGUCCUUGGCCGUGCAGCCCGUGCUUGCACUCACGUGGCGAACACCGUCCGACAGGUUGUGGACGUGUGCCUGCAGCUCAUGCAGCAGCUCCGCGUGCACGUGCAGCAGCGCCCUGGCCUCGUUGUGACGCCCCUCCAGCGGGCGCAAACGCUGGUGAAAGGUCCAGUGUGGACGAGCGCUUUCUUCCCUCUGGGAGCCAAACUGACUGCUGUCAUAAUGUGUGGGAUGUGCGAAUGUGGAAGGCGUGAACUUGUCUAAUCCUGUUAGCCCGCAGGGUCACGCGGGGCUUAUCGGGUGUCCGUACAACAAGAUGACGCCACAAACAAAUCUUACCUGCAUCUCCAGGACCUGGACUCGAUGGCGGUGAUUCCUCAGCUCUUCCUGUAGCUCCGACAUGGUCUCCCUCAUCUCCUCCACUUGCUCCUGGCGGUUCUGGUUCUCAUGAAGCCAGAAGGAAACGUCAUCCGAGCAGCGGAACAUGUCGGGACAGCGAUUCUGCGCCUCUCCGACCGGGGGAAGCGUUGUUCUCAGUCUGCAGUGACCGUCAGAACUUUGCUCACCACAGUGCGCCGCCGCACUGGCGCCAGGAUGACCGGGGAGGUCGUGCCCGCUUGUGUCCAGCAAAGCCUCUUGGUGGGGGUCAAUGGGUGUCUCUUCAAGGACACGAGAAGGAUGCCAGUCUGCAUCCUCAUAGUUGUCCUGGUGUAGGUCUGCCCCUUCCACGUCAGCUUCUCUCAGAGUGUUGGGGUGGACGUCCUCAUCGUGUCCAACGUCUGACCAAUCAGAACCAGACGCAAGUCGGACAUGUGGGCCAGUCAGCAGUACCAUGGCCACGAGAAACUCUCUCACCUUCAUCCUCUGAGCUUGACCUUUGAACUGCAUGGAGUGUACAAAAUUCACUUACACACAAAAAAUAUUAGAACAGUAAAUAUGGAAGUGCGCAAAUUGACUUAUGCACUCAAAAUGCUAAAGUGCUAAGUUAAUGUCUGAUGUCAGUGUUUGUAAAUAACGGACGUAAUGAUGUUAUAUUACAUCAUUAAAAAUAUAACAGUAUAAAGACAGAAAUAUACAAUGUAUGUGUCCUGCCUUCAGGUAUACCCUGUAAACUAGUUAUCAUCCAUGUUCUACCUUAUCCUGUUGAAGGGUACCAUGUCAGCUGGAGCCUAGCCCAGCACACUUCGGGCUAGAGGCGGGGUACACCUUAGACUUUACGACAGUCAACCACAGGACACAUAAAGAACCCAUGCUAAACGUACGACUUUAAUGGCCUAAAGUCAUUAUGACUAGUAAGAGUAAUAAUGGUGAUGAAUGACAGUCCUACCUGUGUGUGCACGGAGACGACUGAGGCCGUGUUAGUGUUAGCAUGCGUGCAUUCAUCUCAUCCCAACAAUCCUCUCAGGGGAUUGUCACAUUGGAGCACAUUUAAUGAGAUUAUACGUCGUCCCUGAAUCGCACUAAAUGUUUCCAGCGCUCGCUGUGAUGAAUACGCCAAAGACGAAGGUACACGUGUGGAUGUUUACCACACUUGUUGAGCCCUGAGUCUGGUGUGUGUGUGUGCGUGUGUCAUCAUCAUGUUGUUAGCUUUGCUCUCCUGUCUGGACCUAAUGGAUGGAAUGGAGGUUCAAGGUCUCCCCUAAUGCCCCCUAAUGGCGUUUAGCGUCCUGUUUGCCUUCCAGACGCUCCAUUAGAUGCAGAAAAGUCAAGCGAGACUGUCAAGAAGAGGGAAGUUUCAUUGUGGCCUUGAGCUUUAGUGUGCUUUUAAUGGAAACCACAGAAAAGUUGGCUGAUGUGUUUGUUUUCGUAGUUGACCUUUUGACGCAUCCUCUGUUGUCCACUGCGGCUGAGCAUCCACUGAACACGAAGCAGCGAGACGUUGACAUUUCAUGGAGCGUACGGCCUUCCGAGGUGGCGGCUCGUCUUGCGUGCGAUGUCAAGUCACCCGACCCGGCGUGGUGAUUUGAAGCUUUUUUCUUUCCAGAUAAGUCCUAAUGUUUGUAGAAGAACAAACUUGUGACAUGAUGUUGUCUGGAAUCAGAAAUAUCAGGGGUGCCCGAUAGAUAACCCAGAAUAAUAAAAAAAAAAAACGCUCCAAUGACGCUUGAUUACCCGUACUGCCCAGGUGAGCAAAUCAAGCCCUCCUUUUUUCUCAUGCCUGUGACCUUAGCCUGUUGUAACUUCCCCUAAUUUGUAAACAAUAGUGAUGUGCGAUACCACUGAUAUUGUUUCCCAUUGUUUCCGAUACUGUGCAAAAUUAAGGCUGGCAUCGGCGAUACCGGUACUUUGCAAAUUCACCUCAUUUUAAAAGGUAGGGUAUUUCAUAUCAUAGCAUUAAGAAUACAAGGCAUUUAAUUCAUGAAAUAAACUAUUACUUUAAAUGAACACAUAAUUUAUUUAUUUAGUUUAUACCCUGAAGUACAGUACAGGCCUAAAGUUUGGACACUCUUUCUCAUUCAAUGAGUUUUCUUUAUUUUCAUGACAAUUUACACUGUAGAUUCUCAAAACACGUGGAAUUAUGUACUUAACAAAAACUAUAAAAUAUGGGAAAAUAGUAUGUUAAUCACUAAAAAAUGAAAAUAAGUAAAAUAGUAAAAGCACUCAAAUAAUAGAUUACUUAUUAAGAACUACUUGAAUCACAACUUGAAACUUGAAUCACAAGUCACACAUGGCUGUGUUCACCAUUGGUCAACAUUUCAACAGACAAACGUUACCUCAAAUGACUGAAGUAUCAACAGUUUGAUUCAGGAAUCGAUUUCAGAGCAUGAAGAGCUAGUAUCGCAAGUAUUGAUCACUAGUAAACAAACAUUCACUUUCCGAGUAAGACAUUUUCCGUGUUAGUUGUACCAAAUGCUAUGCGAUGAGGGGAAAAGCACACAAAAAAACCUUAUCAGGCAACUGAAACGCCGGCACCAUGGUGUUUGAAAAAUGCAAAAGGUUUGCCAGAAACCUCGGUUGCGUCACACCGGCUGCUCGGAGCGUGUGCCCGAAUACAGUGCACCUUGCAGGGGUACAGCAGGUGGCUCCUCCCCCUCUAUACUCUGGUUCUCCAGGUAGUAGUGGUGUGGUUGUAGUCAUGUUAUCAUAUUUCAUGAGGACCAAUCAACAAAUCCUCAUUAGUUCCAGUCCUUCUUACCUCCAGGUGUGCACAAACUAGACUUACAUCUACAUUUGUAAAAAGUAGAUAGAAAAAAAGUUAUCGCUACCACAUCGGCCUUGAGAGGCAGAAAGUUAUGGGUAUCGGUUUGAAAAAAAACAAAAGAUAUCGUGCAUCCCUAGUAAAUAUGAUGACUAUUGAAGUUAGCGCAUGUUGAAGACUUAAUUAUCACUGUAUGAAUGAUUGUGAUGGCCCUGAAGAUGUUUGUGUGUGCAGGAUUUUGGCUGACCUUUAAUGGAUUGGAGGCAUCAACAGGAGGUAAUGAUGUCAUUGUGUGUGUGUGUGUGUGUGUGUGUGUGUGUGUGUGUGUGUGUGUCCUUGGAUGGCGGGUAUAUAAAUUGGAUGCGCAUCUUAACAAAAAUCGUCUUCGUCCAGACGCUCCAGCACAAGACCAACAGCGUGGUGAGUCCCUCGCGUGUCUUUUUAUUGGGAUUUUUGACUUGAUUGGCAUUUAUUUAUGGUGGCGAUGCAUCUUUCCUUUACAUUUAUUAUCUUAUUCAACUUUUUCAGCACGUGAUAAGACUUUAUCUUCACUAAAUGUACCUUCACUAAAGCGGGUAGUAUUUGGUUGUUGUUUAAAACUGUUUUCAUAGCUUUUGAAUGUAAAGUCCUGCUUUUCGAUGCUUUUUUUACUCCUGUGUAAAAAAAUUAAUCCGAUCGAUGAUAAACUCAUUCAGAAGACUUAUUGACAUGAUAAAUGUUUGUGAUCACAUCUUCUGUCUUAUGUGUGACGACAGGAGAAUGUGUCCUGCGUGGCCAUUGGCGGUGGCGUUGCUGGUGGGCGUGGCCACGGGAUCUGCCAAUCAGUGCUGGGAGAAUUCCAUUUGUCAGGAGGUCCACUCGGAGAGCAGCGUGAUGGAGUGCAUACAGCUGUGUCGUUCCGACCUCAGCGCCGAGAGGCCGCAGGUCCCAGGUGACGCCCACCUGCAACCGCUCCCUCCUCCCGAGUUUCCACCUCCACUCCCGCUUUCCAAGCGCUCCUACUCCAUGGAGCACUUCCGCUGGGGGAAGCCCGUGGGCCUCAAGCGGCGCCCCAUCAAGGUGUACAUCGCCAACGACGUGGAUGAGGAGUCCAAGCAGGUUUUGAGGAGGCGGGAGCCGGCCGAGGGUGAGGAGCUGGAGGAGGAUGUGGAGCAGCAUCAUCUCCCAGGGGGCGUCUACCAAAAGAAAGACGGCACCUACAAGAUGAGGCACUUCCGCUGGGGCGCCCCACCGGCUGCCAAACGCUACGGUGGCUUCAUGAAAGGCUGGGACGAGCACAGCCAGAGACCGCUGAUCGCGCUCUUCAAAAACGUCAUCAACAAAGAUGGCGAGCAGCACGAGUGACACCAUGAGGCGCUUACUGUGUGUCAAAUUCAAAUUAAAUCUCAUAUU
Molecule: messenger RNA, 5860 nt
Organism: Dunckerocampus dactyliophorus (ringed pipefish)
Lineage: Eukaryota; Metazoa; Chordata; Actinopteri; Syngnathiformes; Syngnathidae
Product: pro-opiomelanocortin-like
Exons: 5
Coding region: 5147-5812 (221 amino acids)
Biological process (GO): neuropeptide signaling pathway
Cellular component (GO): extracellular region
Molecular function (GO): neuropeptide hormone activity
Source: RefSeq, a predicted model, not a curated record